UACAAUAAUAUAUAUGUGAGUAUUUGAUCAUGCUUCAUGCAUGCAUUAUCUGAUCUACAACACACAAAUUAAGUAGUACGUACUACUCUAAAGUAUUCCAAUAACAAAUAAUUAUAUCUCCAAAUUAUUUGCACCCAAUUAAUUUAAUUUAAUUGAAUUUCAAUCAAAAUAAUGAAACCAAAACUAUGCGGCCAAUGCACCCCACUCUUGAUAUUAGGGCUACCCCUUUAUUUCAUCACAUUUUCCUACACAAAUAAACACCUAAUCUUUCCAUCUCCAGAUACUUUAUUCUUCCCCCUCCUUAAAACCGCGCCAUUUUCGCACGACAACGACAAUUAUUUUUGGCACGUAACGAAGCCGAUCGAACAAUAUUCUCCUCCUCCUCCGACGAAUCUCAGCCACAUAGUGUUCGGAAUCGUCGGCUCGGAAAAAGCAUGGAGAUUCCGAAAAACAUACAUAGAAUCAUGGUGGAGGCCAAAUCACACAAACGGAUAUCUAUUCCUGGAUAAACCACCGGGCCCACCUCUCCUCCCUUGGCCGGAAACUUCUCCUCCGUUUAGGGUUUCCGAUGACCUAACGGAUCUUCUCAACAACAAAUCCGACAUUAGGGCACAAAGAAUGGUGCAUGGAAUAAUGGAGGUUUUGAGAGAAGUAAAAGACCAUAAAACCCUAAGAUGGGUUGUGAUGGGAGACGACGAUUCGAUAUUCUUUGUGGAUAAUAUUGUCGAUGUUCUUGCUAAGUACGACCAUACGAAGUAUUAUUACUUAGGCGGGCACUCGGAGUUUAUUUUGUCGAAUUAUUAUUUUUCGUUUAAUCAAGCUUUUGGUGGUGGUGGGAUUAUGCUGAGCUAUCCUUUGGCGAAAGCUUUGGCCGGAGAUAUCGAGAGUUGUUUGAAGAGAUACGUGUUUUUAAAUUCCGCUGAUAACACAACAAAGGCUUGUAUCGCUGAUAUUGGAGUUAAUCUGACACCUCACCAAGGAAAUCAUCAGGUUGAUUUCCGUGGCGAUAUUUCGGGCUUUUUAUCAACUCACCCACUGGCCCCACUGCUUUCACUUCACCAUUUCGACAUGGUGGACCCGAUCUUCCCGGCCAAGGACCGUUUCCAGUCCACGCGCCACCUCAUGACGGCGGCGAAAGCCGACCAGUCGAGGAUGCUGCAGCAGACCAUCUGCUACGACCGGCGGAGCAACUGGUCUCUCUCGAUUUCGUGGGGCUAUUCGGCACAUAUUUACGAGAGGAUAAUGCCGAGGAGCUACUUGAUAAUUCCGAUCGAGACGUUUACGCCGUGGUUGAAGACUCUUAAGCCUCCGAAUUACAUGUUCAACACCAGAAGCCGCUCCUCCGCCGACCCCUGUGAAGCUCCUCACGUUUUCUUCUUCGAUUCCGUCCAGGAGACGGCCGCCAUUGGCAGCGGCGGCGGAAUCGUCACCAGCUACUCGCGCGCGUGGCCACGCCCUCUCCCGGCGUGUUUGUCUAGUGGCAAUCAUUCUGCGGACUUUAUUCAAAGAAUUCUAGUCUUUUCGCCACCGACAAAGCGCACAUCGACGGAUAGAUGCGAGUGUUGUGAUAUUAUUAAAGCCGACGGCGGCGAGGCGGAAGUUAUAGUAAGGGAAUGCAGGUCAAAUGAAAUAAUUGCAUGAAUAU
This is a messenger RNA of Erythranthe guttata (spotted monkey flower), 1645 nucleotides long. The record is from RefSeq and is a predicted model, not a curated record. NCBI's taxonomy places the organism in Eukaryota, Viridiplantae, Streptophyta, Magnoliopsida, Lamiales, Phrymaceae.